AAGUAAAGUCAUAACUCGUAAAUUUCAAUUUCCAACUAUUAGUCAAUUAACAAGGUCUUAGCAAGAGGAAUAGAAAAAUCCGGGGUAAAUGGGCGCCAUAGUUGGAGAGUGUUGAGUGCAGACUACGAUCCUCCUCUGCACUCUUUGCAGCACAAAUAGUCAAAUAGCUUCUUCAAACACCACUCUACAACACCCAGCAGAUAGAAAUCCACACCUUUUCUCAUGGCGGUGGUGCCAUCAUCCUUUCUCAGUUCUCCCUAUUCUACAAAGCCACCACUUCUCCUUUCAAAUACUACCAAGUUCACAAUCACCCAACCCAUAAUUGCAUUUCCUAAUCUUUCAUCGAAUUCCUACUUUCUUUCAUAUUCUCGACGCUCUAGUUUAUAUCAUCGUAGACCAGUAACUUUUGCGUUUCUCAAGGAGGGUUUUGGUCAAGCUAAGAAGAAAUGGGAUAAUGUUACUAGUAUGAAUUAUUGGGUUGUGAGGGAUUAUUACCGUCUUGUGGAUGCUGUUAAUGCUCUGGAAAAGCGGAUGCAGAGUCUCUCUGAUGACCAGUUGAAGGCGAAGACGGAGGAGUUUCGACGUCGGUUGGCACUAGGGGAGAGCCUAGCUGAUAUACAGGCUGAGGGAUUUGCUGUUGUUCGUGAAGCAGCAAAACGAACGCUUGGGAUGCGUCAUUUUGAUGUUCAGAUCAUUGGUGGAGCAGUGCUUCAUGAUGGAUCAAUUGCUGAAAUGAAGACGGGUGAAGGGAAGACAUUGGUUUCCACAUUAGCAGCAUAUCUCAAUGCUUUGAGAGGAGAAGGUGUACAUGUGGUAACUGUCAAUGAUUAUCUUGCUCGCCGUGAUGCUGAGUGGAUGGGCAGUGUUCAUCAUUUCCUUGGUCUAUCAGUUGGUCUCAUUCAGAAGGGAAUGAAGGCUGGGGAGCGGAGGUUGAAUUAUAGAUGCGAUAUAACUUACACCAAUAAUGCAGAACUUGGUUUUGAUUAUCUUCGGGAUAAUCUUGCUGGAACUAGUGGAGAGCUUGUGAUGAGAUGGCCAAAGCCAUUUCAUUUUGCAAUUGUUGAUGAGGUCGAUUCUGUUCUCAUUGACGAAGGAAGAAACCCUUUACUGAUAAGUGGGCAGGCCAAUGAAGAUGCUGCUCGCUACCCUGUUGCUGCCAAAGUAGCAGAAUUGCUUGUGCGGGGUAUUCAUUAUAAUGUUGAGCUCAAGGAUAAUUCAGUGGAAUUGACAGAAGAAGGUAUCUCUUUGGCUGAGCUGGCUCUUGAAACCAACGAUCUGUGGGAUGAGGAUGAUCCGUGGGCCAGAUUUGUUAUAAAUGGUUUGAAGGCUAAAGAGUUUUAUCGACGAGAUGUGCAAUACAUAGUCAGGAAUGGAAAGGCUCUUAUAAUCAAUGAGUUGACAGGUAGAGUUGAAGAAAAGAGGAGAUGGUCUGAUGGCAUUCAUCAAGCUGUGGAGGCAAAAGAAGGUGUAAAAAUUCAGGCUGAUUCAGUUGUUGUGGCGCAAAUCACAUACCAAUCACUCUUUAAGCUGUACCCAAAACUUUCGGGGAUGACUGGAACUGCAAAAACUGAAGAAAAGGAGUUCCUCAAAAUGUUCCAUACGCCAGUUAUCGAGAUCCCUACAAACCUUCCUAAUAUCCGAAAUGAUCUACCCAUCCAGGCUUUUGCUACUGCGCGCGGAAAAUGGGAGCAUGUCACCGAGGAGGUUGAGUCUAUGUUCAGAUUGGGCAGACCAGUGCUUGUUGGAACAACUAGUGUCGAGAACUCUGAAUAUUUGUCUGAUCUUUUAAAGGAGCAAAACAUCCCACACAAUGUGCUUAAUGCACGACCCAAGUAUGCUGCUAGGGAAGCUGAGAUUGUUGCGCAGGCAGGGAGGAAACAUGCUAUCACCAUUUCUACCAAUAUGGCUGGCAGAGGCACAGACAUUAUUUUAGGGGGAAAUCCAAAAAUGCUUGCAAGAGGAAUAAUAGAGAACAAAUUGCGGUCAUUGUUAUCAAGAGAAGUUCCUGAAUUUGAGCUGGACGGUGAAUCUACUUUGAGAAAGGCAAUGUCAAAAGUUGAGAUUGGUACAUCAACAUCAGCGUUGCUUGAAAGGGCGUCCUUAAUUGCCAAGUAUGUUGGGAAGAGUGAGGGAAAGGGUUGGACAUAUGAGCAGGUCAAGUCCAUGAUUUCUGAGUCUGUCCAAAUGAGUGAGUCAGUCAACUCAGGGGAGCUUCAGAGGCUCGCUGAAGAAGAAUCUGAGAUGUACCCCCUUGGUCCUUCGCUAGCCCUUGCUUAUCAAGCGGUUCUGAAUGAUUGUGAAUUACACUGUUUGAAUGAGGGGAGUGAGGUCAAAAGGCUUGGCGGGCUUCAUGUUAUUGGAACAUCUUUGCACGAGUCUCGUAGAAUUGAUAACCAGCUUCGUGGUAGAGCAGGCAGGCAAGGAGAUCCAGGAUCAACAAGAUUCAUGAUUAGCUUACAGGAUGAAAUAUUUCAGAAGUUCAAUUUUGACACUGAGUGGGCUGUUAAACUGAUAUCAAGAAUCACAAAUGACGAGGAUAUACCAAUUGAAGGAGAUACCAUAGUUAAACAGCUUCUGUCUUUGCAAAUAAACGCGGAGAAGUAUUUCUUUAACAUCAGGAAGAGCCUGGUUGAGUUUGAUGAAGUCUUAGAGGUCCAAAGGAAGCAUGUCUAUAACCUUAGGCAAUUGAUUCUGGCUGGUGAUGCUGAAAGUUGCUCACAGCACAUAUUCCAGUACAUGCAAGCUGUGGUAGACGAAAUAAUACUAGGUACAGUUGAUCCUCACAAGCACCCCUGUGACUGGAAAUUGAGAAAGAUCUUGAAGGAGUUUGCCAAUGUGGGGGGAAAGCUGUUGAAUGAUUCAUUUGCAGGUAUAACAGAGGUUGUCCUAUUGGAGUCCCUCUCUCAAUUAGACACAUCAUCUCCUGUAGAUUUCAAUGGCCUUUUGCCUAUAGAUUUGCCAAGACCUCCUAAUGCCUUCAGAGGAAUUCGAAAGAAGACUUCCUCCUUCAAGCGAUGGCUUACCAUAUGUGCAGAUGACUCAAUAACGGAUGGGAGAUAUCGAGUGAUCAUCAAUUUCUUACGGCAUUACCUUGGAGAUUUUUUGAUUGCUUCAUAUCUUAAUGCCAUAGAAGAAUCUGGUUUCGACGAUAUGUAUGUCAAGGAAAUUGAGAGGGCAGUUCUAAUCAAGACUUUAGAUUGUUUCUGGAGGGAUCAUCUUGUCAACAUGAACAGGCUUAGUUCAGCGGUGAACGUGAGGAGUUUCGGGCACAGAAACCCACUAGAGGAAUACAAAAUAGAUGGUUGUAGAUUCUUCAUCUCUAUGCUCAGUGCAUCCAGGAGGUUAACCAUAGAAUCGUUAUUUCGCUAUUGGGCAUCCCCAAUGGAGUCUCAAGAAUUACUAUUAUCAUAAAAGGACAAGUAAAGAUCUGCUGACACGGUGAGGAGUCAGAAUGACGACAAUAACAGUAGAGCUGCCCCCUUUCAGGUAGGGUGUUGAAAUGGGCCUCAAUCCUACUAGCUGACGCUAGAUAAGAUUGAACCGUCGUAUAUCAGAAUAUUAUGGCCAUUGUGUUAUAUACACUUGCAUGAUCCUUAUUAAAGGAGAUCCUAUAGCCUAUGUUAGUAUCCAAGAAAGAAAGGCGUGUUGUGGUUCUUAAAACAGAUGGUCCUGAAAAGUGAAGGGUGCGGAGCAGACCCAGUUAAGAUUGUCCAGAAAAGUGAAGAAAUUUGCAUAGCAGAGCUAGUGGAGAAAGAUUAAUAUAUGGAUGAUUCUUGCUUGUAUAUAUAUAAGCAGACCCAAAUUUGGUAUUUGCCGACCACAUGUAUUUAUGCAACUUUAAAAUUCCAAAAGAAAUCAUGGUUCCCAAACAACACAUUAUAGAAAGAAGUAGGAGCAAAUUGAUGUUUAGCUUUGAGGAAAGAAUAGAGAUAAAUAUUAGAAAUAAGAAUGUAAUGCAAGCACUUCAACGGUAAGGUAGACUUCUCCUCUCGACAAUUUAGUAAAUCAUUAAAUUUUUUUCUUUUUAGCAUUA
Messenger RNA from Beta vulgaris subsp. vulgaris (sugar beet), 4033 nucleotides. RefSeq names its product protein translocase subunit SECA2, chloroplastic. NCBI's taxonomy places the organism in Eukaryota, Viridiplantae, Streptophyta, Magnoliopsida, Caryophyllales, Amaranthaceae. Gene Ontology annotation, molecular function: ATP binding; ABC-type protein transporter activity. The transcript is spliced from 32 exons. The coding region runs from base 223 to 3411 and encodes 1062 amino acids. The record is from RefSeq and is a predicted model, not a curated record. Gene Ontology annotation, biological process: protein import; protein targeting. Gene Ontology annotation, cellular component: membrane; chloroplast envelope.